This is a messenger RNA of Acanthochromis polyacanthus (spiny chromis), 3877 nucleotides long. Its product is annotated as RNA-binding protein 4.1-like. The record is from RefSeq and is a predicted model, not a curated record. Gene Ontology annotation, cellular component: nuclear speck; cytosol. The transcript is spliced from 3 exons. The coding region runs from base 331 to 1596 and encodes 421 amino acids. Gene Ontology annotation, biological process: mRNA splicing, via spliceosome. Lineage: Eukaryota; Metazoa; Chordata; Actinopteri; Pomacentridae. Gene Ontology annotation, molecular function: mRNA binding; zinc ion binding.
ACACUGUUACUCCAGUGUUUGCAAACAACAUGAGAAGAUACUUUCUCAUUUACACAACCCAAGGGUGCCAGAAAUGUGUACGAAAAAGGGAUGCGCCAUUUUAUGGUAUUUUGCGUCUUGUCUUUUGUUGCUGUCCCUGUAUACCGCGUGAUCACCGGGCAUUAGCAUCUGGCGCUAGUCCCUCCCAUUAAGUGCUAGCGGAGUUAACUGCAUGUGUGGUCACGAGCUGCUGGAAUCAUAAAACGUCAGUCGGAAUAGCGCCAGUCGCCAUUUCAUCCUCCGAGGUGUUGAGACGUUCACAGCAGCUUCAAGUGAAGUGAAAGUUCCACAAUGGUGAAAAUAUUCAUUGGGAACUUGUCACCAGACACUACAUCAGAUGAACUUCGUUCUCUCUUUUCCCAAUAUGGCAAGAUUGCAGAAUGCUCUAUUGUCAAGAACUUUGGCUUUGUACACAUGGAUGACAAAGCAGAGGCAGAAGAAGCUAUCCGCAACCUUCACCACUAUGAGCUGAAUGGCCAACCUAUGAAUGUAGAAUUGAGUCGUGGCAAGUCAAGAGGAUCGACCAAACUACAUGUUGGAAAUAUUGCCUGUACCAAUCAGGAGCUGAGGGCCAAGUUUGAAGAGUUUGGCGCUGUGUUGGAGUGUGACAUAGUGAAAAACUAUGCCUUUGUUCAUAUGGAGCGAAUGGAGGAUGCCAUGGAGGCCAUUAAUCAGUUAGACAACACGGCUUUUAAAGGCAAACUGAUGAGCGUGAAGCUUUCGACUAGCCGCCUGCGUACUGCGCCGGGAAUGGGAGACAGAUCGGGUUGUUAUCGUUGCGGGCAGGAAGGCCACUGGUCCAAAGAAUGCCCUCUAGACCAAAAUGGCUACCACAGAAACGGCUCAGAGCCACAAUCUGAUGGAUACAAUGCCUCGAGAUUUGCCGGGCGUGGUCGCAGCAGGGGUUAUCAUCCGGACUUCACUGGCGAGCCCGAUUAUGGUGGCAGCUAUGCUCCUGUGCAUGGUUUUUCCCGGGGUCAAAGCAGCAGCAGCAGCAUGGCAGGGUACAGAAGAGGUGCUGGCUAUGAGAGCGCAAUGAGAUACGCGCCACACCCGGGUUAUGGCAUAAGUGCUGUUGCUGAUCAUAGCAUGGCUCGGAUGUAUGACAGCGAGGCGGCAUACAGGGGCAACAGCUCACUCUAUGGCGCGGUACCAGCCUACCCGAUGCGACGGUCGUCUUAUGAGGAAAGGGAUCCGUACGGGGUCGUGGACUACUACGAGAAGUACAGGGCCAAUUCUUAUGGAGGCAGUUAUUUCGAGGAACGCCGCGGUGUCCCCUUGCCUGCUCCAACAACAUCCACUUCCACGGCUAUAAUGAGAGAACGUCUGCCCCCCUCUAGCCUCGACCCCUACGAGUGCCCUCCCCUCCCUCCUCCACCAGCCCCAGUCUCCUCAUACUACGCACGUGACCGGAGUCCGAUUCGGAGAGUCGCUGCCGAGGCAGAUGGAUACGCAUAUGAGCGUUCGCGCCUUUCCCCAGUGACCGCCCUUCCAAGAAGCUCUACCUAUGACCAUACGCGGGAUCCCGCCGCUGAUCGGGCACGGUAUACAUACUAAUCCUUGUUCCUUAAAGCCAGGUGACAGCUGACUCACAUUUUGAACGUAGGAUAGCCUAAGUGCCAUUGGAAUCAUUGAAAUUUAAACAUUAAGCAGUAUGUAAAUUUUCAAGUCAGCCCUCUGUGUAAAUGAGGUGUGUGGGUGGGUAGCAGGAAUAAGGUUCUAAUAAAUUUAGCCUAUAUUAGUCAUUAAGUAGAUUUCAGUGUGAACGGUUGAAUGCAUUCACAUCAUGCUAUGAUCUCAUUCCAGGUUAUGCUUCACCGUGCAGUACAACUAAUGGCUCAGUAACAGUGAGGGAAAGGACUAUUUGAUCUCUUUCAUGAUUGAAUGAUUUUGGCCACAUAUAAAUAAAUAGGUCGCUUAUUUCUUUCCUAGUAGGUUUAUUUUAACUGUAAAAGAGAUGAUAUAAACAAAAAACAUCCAGAAAAAUGCAUUAUGUGACAGUUAUAACUUAAUUGCCAGUUGAUCCACCAGGAAAACAAGACUUGGUACCUGGUGGAGUAACCCUAGUUGGCAAGCACAGACAUCAGAUGUUUCUUGGAGGUAUUGUAGACCACUCCUCUUUGCAGAUUCUCCCCAGAUUCUUAAGGUACUGAGGCUGUUGCUUAGAAACACAAACAACUCCAUAGAUUUUCCUAAUAAUCUGGAGAUUGGCUAGGCUAAUGACCUUAAUGUGCUUCUUCUUCUUGAGCCACUCUGGUUGUUGCCUUGCCCAUAUGCAUUGAGUCAUCAUCUUGCUGGAAGACAUAAGUUACUCUGGCUCAGGAAGGAGGUUCUCACCUAAGAUUUCUCGGUACUUGCCCCCAUUCAUUGUGUCUUUGAUGCAGUACAGUUGUCCUGCACGCUCGACAGCCCCAAAGCCAAAUGCUUCCACCUCUGCUUGGCUGUAAGGAUGGUUUUCUUGGGGUCAUAGUCAGCAAUCUUCUCUCUCCUAACACAGUGAAAAUUGAUGCCAAAGAGCUCAAUUUUGGUCUCAUCUGACAAAAUGACAUUCCCUUAAGUCUUCUUAGUAUUGUUCAAAUGUUCAUUGGCAAACUUCAGACAAGAAUCUACAUGUGUCGUCUUGGGCAGGGGGACCGUGUAGGCGCUGCAGGAUUUCAUUACGACGCACUGAGACGCAAUAAGAACCCAAUGGUGUUCUUGUUGUCUGUACUCCCAGCUGCCUUGAGAUCAUGAACAAGUUCUCCCCGUUUAAUUAUUGGAUUAUCAUUGGCCUUUCUGACUGCAUGAGGUGAGAUCUUGGUACAGUCAAAGAUGCAAUGUGCAACUCUUUAGACAGGUUUCUUUUACACAUGUGCAUGUACCCAGUUCAGAUUACUAGUUUCUGAAGCAGAAUGGGCUAAUAUGUGUGCCUCAUGGCCACAUAACUAAUCUGAGUGCCAGAAUUGUUGCUGGUAAGAAGGGAAUCAAAUACUUACUCCCCCUUGAUCAAAUUGAAAUUACUUUUUAACUGUCAUAUAAUGUGUUUUCUGGAUUUUUUUUUUUGUUUUUUUGUUGAUACUCUGUCUCUUACAAUUAAAAUAAACCCACUACUAAAAUUCUAUUCUGCUUCUUUUUUUGUAUGUGGCUGAAAUCAUGAAGCAUGCAAGGGAUCAAAUACUUCCUUCACUGUAAACGGCUUUCAUUGUGUUAUUUCCAUGUUUUCCCGUUGGUACAGUUCUGAGAUGACUUAGCCAGUGUAGAAGUGCAGAUACGAUGAUUAUCUGCAACCUGGUUCCAUUCAGCCAUUCAUAUUGUAAAAAAUAAAAAAUUAAUCUUUGUUCCUUCUCAAAGUAGAUACAUAUUCAUAUACUCUUUCAAUGCUUUGAAAUUAAAUUAGUGCAUGGUGCAUGUUUUAUAGGUGAGUCUUACGUUAAAUUGUAUUCAGCGACAUUUAAUAUGUUACUAUGUGCAUUUUAGUGUAUUUGUGUUAGUAGAAGUUCACAUUGUUAGUGCAUAUGUGAAGCAACAGCAAAAAAGCAAAACAGUUGUGAAUACUGUAUGCUUCUUCACCUGCUUGUACCAAAUAUGGGCUUGUGCAGACUUCAAACUGGUUACGCUUUUGGAUUUAGGUUAUGUCAACAAUUUGUGAAAUGAAGUCAACUUUUUUUUUAUUAAACUGCAUUUUAAGCUUGCUUUUUGUUUUGUCGUUAGUAGGUGCAUUACUUAAAUUACAUUUACUGUCAUGACCAUGAGGCUGCACAUUUUUAACAUGUGGUAAUGUCAUAAGUAAAUGUCUUCAAUUGCCUAUUCUGUGUCCCUUGAUUUCUCACUGUUAGAUUAAAAGUAAAGUCUGUCGGAA